AUGGAAAUUUUGGAAACGCCCAUAUCUGAAGUCACGGUAAAUUCUAUAACUGUAAUAGCUAAACAAUGUAAUAAAUUUUUAUUCUAUUUGAAUUCAGAAAAUCCAGAUUACCUAUCUUGUUUUAGAUAUGAGAUCUGGAAGAGGAAACAAAAUGCCUUCAGCAAAAGUAAUAUUGAUGACAGUCGUCUUCUAUCAACCGUACUGAAAGGACGAAAAGUGUGCAGUUUUCCAGUAAUCGUUGGUUCUCAUCCACCCGAUGAUGAUAAAAUAUGGGCAGAGGCUCAAGAGAAGGCUAUGAAGGUUGCUAUUCCUCCAAGCAAAGAAAAUCAGGAAAAGAAAAUACCUGUUGAAAUUAACAUUAAAGAAGAACUCGGAGGUGAAGAGUUGGCUUAUUUUGAAAUUAUAAAAGAUCAUUUUGACGAAUCUAGUACUUACAUCCGAAUAAUUGUACAACCUCCUGCCACCACUGGUCUUGGAGGAACAAACUAUCAGGGAGAGGAACAUGGUUACACCUACGAAGGUAUUGAUCUUACUCUUGGUACCAUAUGUAAGAGGAAUCAACUAUUAACAGAUUCCAAUGGCCAGCAAAAUUACACUUGCACAACUGCUCUUUCAAGCACUAUAUAUGUCUUCUGCGAUCUUGAAAAUAUAAAUAAUGAAUAUUUCUCUUCAAAAAAAGCAACACAUGGAUGGGGAUUUGAAGAUGUUCAUUUUACCAAAGAAGAGUUUAAUAGUUACUUUAAUAAAUUUUGUGAAUCUUCAAAUGUUGAAAGAAGACAUUUUGUUGCUGUGUUUGACUUCAUCCCGGAUAUUCGUGCAAUGCCAAACAUUACUGAUAUGUUAGAUGAAGAAAAGAGAAUUGCUGAUACUGAGAGUCGAAUUAUUAAGACAAAUAUUCUUGUUGAUACUAGAAUAACAAAUGAUGGUUAUUCAACUACUGACUUUCCAGCACCAUUACUUCAAGCAACAUAUCUUCAAAAUAGUGACGCAAUCUAA
This is a messenger RNA of Dentiscutata erythropus, 996 nucleotides long. NCBI's taxonomy places the organism in Eukaryota, Fungi, Glomeromycota, Glomeromycetes, Diversisporales, Gigasporaceae. The record is from the annotation of a GenBank genome assembly.